This is a messenger RNA of Coccomyxa subellipsoidea C-169, 1752 nucleotides long. RefSeq lists its product as hypothetical. Bases 112 to 687 code for a protein of 191 amino acids. Lineage: Eukaryota; Viridiplantae; Chlorophyta; Trebouxiophyceae; Coccomyxaceae. The transcript is spliced from 5 exons. The record is from RefSeq and is a predicted model, not a curated record.
GAUUCAAAUCACGUCUACGUUGAACCCAAUUGUCAUCUCAGGGACGCACGAAGGCCCACCAAGGAGGUGUUGGUAGCCUGACGGCUUCCUUCCUCUAUCCAGCCCUUUUACAUGGCGAGCUGCAGGAAUGAAAUGCAGCAGGGAACAGACACACGCCGUUUCCAGCGCACCGACGAUGAGGAAGGCUGCAAUUUAUGGGAGGACGACGACGCCAGUGACCUUUAUGACGCUGAUCCAUUUUCAGGAGACCACCCGAAGCUCAAGCCCAAGUUCUCUCGUGAAUGCUAUGAGGCACACGCAGAGAGCGUGGCCAUGCAACUGAGCGAAAUUCCGUGGACUCCUCGGUUCUGGAGGUCUACCUACCCGGAAGAGGAGGAGCUGUCGGAGCUGGAGCUGCUCAAGUGGCGGGUGGAGAUCACAAGGCUGUACCGGCCCACAGGCACAGGCGGCCCCUGCCCAGCCGACGAUUACUUCUCGAAUUCUCUGCGCUAUGCUACUGAGGAACUUGCGUUCUUCCAUUGCCUGAUGGAAGUAACCAGCCGCAAGCCCGGAGCUUUCAUCGGUGCCAACCUGGGCAGCGAGGUUGCCCGCCUAAGCGAGGAAGCUGCCAGGAAACAGCGCCGGCCAGGAGUAUUCAACCGGCUCAUCAAGGCUUGCAAGUUGCCCAGAGCUCAGAGGGCCUCGUAGUCAGCUUUGCCAAGAUUACAGGACGGGACUGCGGCCGUCACGUUCAUUGCAGGGCCAUGCACAGCCAGCAGCCGCCAGCUGUGUCUCGUGCUUGGAUUGUUUUGUAGAGCUGGACAUGCAGAGCUGUCCAGAUGUAGAUGUAUGCCUGUGUUUUUUCCUGAGGUAAAAUGCAGGCCACCUGUGUGGUCUGCCUCUGUUUAUACCGUGGCUUACAAUCUGUUUGCUGCCCUGGGCUAUCCCCUAGAAUGUCGGUUGCUCUGUCAACUGCAGAGGUUCAUUCAUCUCCUACAGGCCUGCGCCUUGCAGAUUGACCCUGGGCCAUAGCUUGUACUCCCGUGAAGGCCUGUUUCAGAUGGGCCAGGCAAUUUUCUGCACCCUCCUUAGCGCGCUGGCUCUGAAAGGUCUCUUGUCAACUUGCUGCAGCGGGUCUUGGCAGCAGCGUACCAGGCAUUAGAUAGGGGUAGUUGCCAGGGUGAUGCAUGCCAUUGUUUGACUUGUAAAUAAGGGCAGUCAUCUGGGAUUGACAGUGCAAAGAGCUAGCCUGGGCCUUAGCUUUACAGCUCUGGACCGCUCGAGUGUUUGCUGCUGUGCUUACCAUAUUUGGCUCAAUUGUGUGCAGCUUCGUUUCUGCUCCUCCUAGUACCUUCUACAGCAUGCAUUGCCGGCAAGAUGCGGCAGGAAGUAGAGGAGAGGCACCUGUGGAUGCCCAGGCUUUUUUUGCUUGCAUGCAGAUGCUAUGCUGAACACACAAUCAUUGUGAAUCCUUUACCAAAUUCAGUCUUGGGCGGGUCAAGUUUGUGGUAGGAAGUCUGUGCCAGCCCAAUUGGCCAUGCCCAUGCAUAUGAGAAACGUUGAAGGAGCUUAACAUCCAUGAUUGCCCGGUCGUACCUUCCAGCAGUCACAACUCCGCCUUGAAAGUGGCUCAGCACAGCCAGCAAUCCUUCUGCAAUAAGGUGCUGUGCGCUGUAUUUGUUUGUCCAGGAACGUAUCACGAUAUCAUAUAGGCCUAGGCCCUAGGGUCCACACGUGUGCGCUGUGCUGCUACUGUAAUCGCAUUCAGUACGC